GUGUUGUUUACACAGCCUGCUUGUCGCCGCCUCAUCCGCAGUACACUGAUAGUGCCCCACUCACUUCUCUCCUGUGUGGCACUGGUGGCCCCCAGUGUGUAAUACUUCCCCUGCCAGAGUGGUUAUCAAGAAUCUAACACCUUUUGUUGCAAUACUGUAUAUCUAUAUAUGACUAUCGAGUGACGGGACGGAAAAUUUUGUACAGUGAUCGAGUUUGGACGGAGUGGCAAGUGCCCAGCUACUCAGGGAACAGAUAACUUGGAUUAUGAGCACGGUGCUGUGGGUCAUACAUUAUUAUUAUUGCUACUGUUGCUAAGUGUUAGCAGGACCCCUGUUCUGCUUGCGGCUCCUGGUGCUUCUCGUGUAGCGUGGGGAGACCAGUAGAGCCUUCAAGAUGAUGGCCGACGGGCAGUUGAUCGGUGACGGGUCGUGGGAGCUGCAUAUCAACGUCACCGAUCUGCAGGUGGAGAGAAUCCUCAGAGUGAAGAGCGAUCUGCACAUCGGUGGUGUAAUGCUUCGCCUCGUUGAAGAAUUAGAUAUUGCUGUUGAUUGGUCAGAUCACGCAUUAUGGUGGCCCAAGAAAAAUAUGUGGCUAACACACACCCGCUCCACUCUGGACCAAUAUGGGGUAGGGGCUGCAGCACAAUUGGAAUUUACACCCAUGCACAAAACCCUCCGUGUCCAGCUACCUGAUCUACGCUACAUGGACUUCAGAGUUGACUUCUCAAAGAAGACUUUCAAUUCCGUAGUUCAGCUCUGUAAACAACUGGGUAUUCGGUACCCAGAGGAACUGUCAUUUUGUAAGCCCCUGAGUGUGGACGACCUUAAACACAAUUACAGUGAGAAACAAAUGAAGAAGAAGAGCAGUGCUACAGUCAAGAAUGGUACACCAGCUGACACGAACUCAUUCAUAGCUAACAAGACUCACAACUCCAGUAAUGGCUCGCUGGAUCGUUCUGCAGCAUCCCAUCAUUCACCCAACAAAACACCCAUCAGCUCUCCGGGUGGUACUUGGCGGUUUAAUAGUAACAAUGGAGUGGGAAGUCUGAACACCACCAUGGACAGCAUUGAUGGGGCCGAUGACUUGAGUGCAUCUCUCUCAAAUUCCCCAUUACAUCCAUCAGAGCAAGCCCGCAACUCUCUCCUACGACCCAAGUCUCUUCUUGAAAGGGCUCGUAUGAAUGUAGCAUGGCUUGAUUCUUCACUGUCAAUAAUGGAACAAGGUGUACGUGGUUUUGACACACUCUUACUUCGCUUCAAGUUCUUCUCCUUUUAUGAUUUAAACCCAAAAUAUGAUGCAGUUCGAAUUAACCUCAUCUUUGAACAGUCCAAGUGGUCGAUCAUGAAUGAGGAAAUUGACUGUACAGAGGAAGAGAUGUUGAUGUUUGCUGCCCUCCAGCUUCAAGUAAACCUUCAGGUAAAUCAGCCACAGCCAGACAUAAACAGCGGGAAUGAGGAUGACAUUGACCGUGCCUUGAAUGAGCUCCAGAUAUCCCUGGAAGGUUCUCAUGUGGCCUCAACUCCUGCUGAUAUCAUGCACAUCCCUGAGUUGGCAGAUUAUCUAAAGUUCAUGAAGCCACGUCGGUUCACACUGAAAGGGUUCAAGCAGUAUUAUUUUACAUGUAAGGACAUGAGCUUGCGUUACUAUAAGAACAGUGAGAGUACCAAUGAGGAGCCCAUUGAGAAGAUUAGCCUACGGGGCUGUGAGGUGACUCCUGAUGUCAACAUUGCACAACAGCGCUAUGGGAUUAAACUAGAAGUUCCUGCAUCAGAUGGCAUGACUGAUUAUAUCAUCAGGUGUGCAACAGAAGACCAAUAUGCUAGGUGGAUGGCAGCCAUGCGGUUGGCUUCUAAGGGCAAGUCCUUGGCUGACUCAUCCUAUGACAGUGAAGUUAAGUCAAUCUUGGCCUUCCUGUCUAUGCAGCACCCUGCCCCUGCCCCAGUCCUUAACCCAGAGAGUCUUGACAUUCAGCCAGAACACUACAUGGCUCCACGUUUUGUGAGACGCAUUCGAGGCAAGGGGGGUUGGUGUGGAGGACCUAUACCUGAAUAUAUGGCUGUUCAACGCAUCUUGGAAGCCCACGCCAAUGUCAAGGAUUUGCCGCUAACAGAUGCAAAAUUACAGUACAUUCGUGCAUGGCAAGCUUUACCUGAAUAUGGUAUUGCACUUUUCCUUGUCAAGCAUAUGGGACAUAAGCGUGAAGAGUUGUUGGGUGUUGCAUUCAACAGAAUUAUGCGUAUGGACCCCAACACUGGUGAUCACAUCAAGACUUGGCGCUACAAUACUAUGAAGGCUUGGAAUGUGAACUGGGAAACGCGGCACAUGAUGAUCCAGUUUGAGGAGGACAAUGUGGUGUUUUCAUGCUUGACCGCUGAUUGCAAGGUGGUGCAUGAAUUCAUCGGUGGAUACAUUUUCCUCUCCAUGCGUACAAAAGAUGCAAAUCAAAAUCUCAAUGAUGAACUAUUCCACAAGUUGACUGGUGGAUGGGUCUGAGGUGAUCAAUAUCUUAUUACCUCGAAAUGCUAAUUUUUAUGCCGUAAAGCUUUUGUGUUUGGUUUAUUGUUUAUCUCUGUAAUUGAGUUAAUUUUAUUGUGAAAAUUUCUGCUCAGUAUUCUAAUGAUGCCUGCUUUAUUAAUAUCUUAUUUAUAUAAAAAUACCAGAGUCAGUGGUAUAAAGUAUAAAUCCCAUUAUAGUAUGUAGAAGUGUAAGAUUGUGAAUAGAGGUAAUUGCCAAGUAUUCAAAUAGUAGUAAAUGAUAAGAUCUAGAGUGUGAAGCUUUAAGGUGUGCCCAUGCUAUAAGUUAAAUGUAAGUUUGUCAAAUUUCUUCCAUAAAUGCCAGCUUGAAAAUUCCACCGCUUCAGAGAAUCAUUACAAGUGGCAUUGCUACCACAUUUAGUUAGGGAAAAAUAUUUAAUAUUCACAGACCAGUCAUUUGUUUACUAGGCUUUACAAAUUAACUAUCAACACUAAACUGUGUAUAUUUAUUUUACCAGUUGUGGAAUUUAUCAUUCAUGAUAUUGUAUGUUUUGCAAACUUUUGUGUAGCUUUUGCAGAUUUGGCUGCAAAUCUAUGUGCUCUUCCAUUUAAUAGAAAAAAGAAGGAUAUUUUGGUUUUGCAAAGAGUACUCUUUCCAUAAUGUGAAUAACUAAUGGAAUUAGAUUUUUAUGUAAAGAGCAUUGAAUAUCUCUUCUUUUAUUGCAAUUUGAUCUUAAUGUUUUCUUACAUGAUCGUAAACUUCAUGAGCAAUAUUAAUAUUUGAGAUGCCACUGUAUUAACAAAGUCAUUGGUUGGUUCUAAAUUAUAAGAAUUCUGAUUUAGGAUGUAAGUACAGUACACUAAAUCAUAUUUAUGUUUGGGUGAUUGUUUAGUGGAAGCAUUCACCAGCAUAGCUAUUAAUCUUCUUUAAUAAGAAAAUAAUUCUUUGCUAUUUGUUUUGCUUGGAGAAAUUUUAUGCACAAAACAGAGGCACUUGUAAACUUGUGACUUAGAGGCUUUAAUAGUAUCUCCAGGUAGGAGUUAGAAACAUGACCUAAACAUUUUACCAUGUCGCUGCAGUUAUUAGAAUUUUCACAGUUAAUUUGUAUAUGUUCUAUGUACACUAGCUUUAUUGAACUACAUGUAUUAUUUAAGAUUAGACUUUAUGAGACUCAUAGGUCCUAAUGUGUGCUUAAUAAGUGUUUGCAUAUGUAAAAAUAUAGCAUAUGGUUAACAUAGUAGAUUCUGAAGAAAAAAAAAUCCUUUAAACAGGUACAAUUUAUUUUGCCUGUCAUAUUUCUUGCUUGCUUUUUACAAUAUUUUGGUGAAAUAUAGUAUUAUAAUGCUUAAUAUAUAUAGAGGCAGUGCUUUUUUUAUUAAGUAUUAUAUUUGUAUAGUAUAGGUAGUUGAAGUUUACCAUAAGGAGAGUGACUUUAAAGGUUUAAUAGACAAAUAAUAAGUAAAGUAUAGUAUCAUACUAUUACAAGAUCUGCUUAUAAAUAACUUAUAUUAAUAUGUUGAAAAUCGAUUCCAGUUGUAUGUUAAAAGGGAAACGAGAUUAAAAAGUUUAAUUUUAUAGUAAAAGACUGUUAUGAAUGUUGCAAAUAUUGUUUAAAAUUGCACAGAUCAUAUUUUAAGCUUUUAAAGAAUGAUAUUGACUUGUUGCAGAUCUUGACUAAGACUAUUGCAGGCCUUGGCCAAGUUUGUUGGGGGUCUUGCUCAAGAUUUUUCCGAGUUUGCUUUAAGGUCUCCAUAGCUAUGCUCAAAAUAAUAGACAAUCAUGGAAAUGUUUAACACAAAUUAUUAAUUAAAGUAAUUAUGGUGUAUACAGCAGUGGAAAUUUGCAUAUUUAAGAAAUUGAAACUAAUGAUAAAUAUUAAUGACUAUACUAACUCUUGUGAUGCCAAUUGAAAACCUUUUGAUUAUCUUAUAGUAAUUUCUGUGUAUAACCAUGAAAAUUUAGUAAUUUUGCACUGUUCAAUUAUUAAUUGCAAUAAAAGGCAUUCUAGUAUCUAGUUGAAAUUCCACUUUAAUGGUGAAAAAGUGUAUAGCAAAAAGUAAUAUAGGGAAAAAAAUAUUUACAUUUGACACAAUUUUUUUUUUUAUUUCUUGUUAACAAAUCAAUUUGUAGAAUGUAAAACUUAUUAAUACUGUGUAAAUAUUAAUUUGUCCAAAAGAGGAUUUUUGUUUUGUAUAAACAAAAAAAUAUGGGGAUUUUUGGAUAACAUUUUUAGGUGACAAGUUUCUAGGCCUGCUUUCAGUCCAGAUAUGUGUGAAGAAUUCUGAGUAACGUUCAUGGAGUUUCAGCACUGUUGACCUCCACAAAUUAGUCAAACUGUGCAAGAUAAUAGAUUCCUGAUGCAAUAACCAGAAAAAAGUCUUGCUAUUAAUGAUAUCUGCCAAUUGUAGCCUUAGUAAUGGUGCCUACUGAUGCAUUUAAUGCUGUAAUUUAUAUUAUGCAGUUUAAAUGUAUUUCAUUUGACGUUCAUAGAAUUCAUUCUGUUUAAUUUCAUAUUUUGUCCAUAAUCAUAACCUUUUAAAAUAUUGAGGGUUGUUAUCUUUCAAGUGUGGAACUAUGCCUAAUGAUUAUUAUCCCAAAGUCUGUUCAUUUAGUUUCAGAAUCCAUAAAAAAAAUGGAGAGAUGGAGAAGUUAGGUAUACCUUAAGGCUACCCAGAGACUUUCAGACUGCCACUUGAAAAAAAAAAAAAAAUCUUAUUUCUUGCUAUUUUGCUCCAUCCACUGUAUGUAUUUUAGUGAAAUUUGGGUUAUACUUUACAUUACUAAAUUUGAAUCCUUUGGUGUUUUCACAUGUAUUUUAAUAUAUACUGUAAUAGACCUCCAUUACAGGAGCCCUCAAGAAGUAUAAUUGAACUACUGCAGUAUUAGCUCGAAUCAGGCAAUGUGUCAUAUCAUUCCACUGCUGUUUGGAAGUUCCUGGGCCUUGAAUCCAGCUUCCUAUCUCUCUGGCUAUAUGUAUGAAAUGUGAUGCAUUAGUACUUUUAAUCCUUGUUUAAUAUUCUUUUACGUACUGUAUUUAAUAACUUUUGUUUUAUAUAUCAGAAUUUGAUCCAUGUUAUAUUCAUUUCUUACAUAAUCUAGAGAUUAUAUAAGAAACAUUAAAACUAUGAACAUAGUUUAUAAGAAAUUUUUUAAAUAAUAACUAAUACAAAUUAAAAAAAAACCUUUGCCAAUAGUUUUCCAAAGGAUUGAAGUUACUGUCAUCACACAAGAACUCAUGGCACUCGAUGUAUGCAUAUUUUGAUUGUUAUUUGUUACCUCAAUCCUAAUUUUUACUGCACAUCACCUAUGAAGAGUUGGUCCUCAAUUCGCUCAGGAGAAUGUCAGAAUUCUUCGAAGUUUAACUUAAAAAAUUCAACAACAAUAAUACAUUAUUCAGUAGAUAUACGUAUAUAUAUAUUUUUUUUUAUCAAAUAUCUUUUACUGUGACUGUAAUUCCUACUCAAUUUAUCAUCCUCCCCUCCCCCCCAAAGACUUACCUUAGUUCUUCAUAUAUUUGUAAAUAACCAGAAUAUUUGACAAACUGUAUAUACAAUUCUGAUAAGUUUUGCUCAUUUUGUUAUCAGCUUAAACUGGGCUUCUCUACUUCCAUAAAUGUCUUCUACAUGGUAGUGAUGUGAUUGGUCCUUGUAAAAGGGAAGUACAGUACAUUGCUAAUAAAUUUACCAAAUAUAUGUGAUACCAAGA
Messenger RNA from Homarus americanus (American lobster), 6181 nucleotides. Its product is annotated as unc-112-related protein-like. Lineage: Eukaryota; Metazoa; Arthropoda; Malacostraca; Decapoda; Nephropidae. The coding region runs from base 395 to 2494 and encodes 699 amino acids. Gene Ontology annotation, molecular function: integrin binding. The transcript has 14 exons. Gene Ontology annotation, cellular component: cell-substrate junction. The record is from RefSeq and is a predicted model, not a curated record. Gene Ontology annotation, biological process: integrin-mediated signaling pathway; cell-matrix adhesion.